AUGAAUGGAUUAAUUAUGAGGGGAUCAUUUACCAAGUUAUUGAGGGUGCGUAAACCAGUCCAGAAGUUGUUGUCCAAGUGCGUUUGUGGCGGUGAUUAUUCUUUUCCCUAUAAAGAUAAACUACUAAAUAACAAGGUUAGCGAUCUUGAUGAAAUUCAGGAUUGUAUCAGACACUGUGGAUGGCAAUUGGAAAGGAUGGUACAUGUUGAGACAUUUGAGGGCGUCUUCUAUUGUGAGUGUAUCCAAUGGAUGUCGAGGGCAAUUGGUGGAGUAAUUGUAAGGGAGUCUUUCGAGUCUCCCGAGGAGACAUCUGUUACGUUAUACAACUACAAACAAGAUCAUCAGAAAGCGGAUUCAUUAGUAGAUAUUCACGGAUUGAAGAAGUUCGGUGAGCCGUUCUUGUCCUGGGACGCUGAUGUUUUCGAAGAAACCAAAAAUACAAAACAAUAA
Molecule: messenger RNA, 450 nt
Organism: Mycotypha africana
Lineage: Eukaryota; Fungi; Mucoromycota; Mucoromycetes; Mucorales; Mycotyphaceae
Exons: 3
Coding region: 1-450 (149 amino acids)
Source: RefSeq, a predicted model, not a curated record